Gloeophyllum trabeum ATCC 11539 is the source of this 3307-nucleotide messenger RNA. RefSeq lists its product as uncharacterized. Lineage: Eukaryota; Fungi; Basidiomycota; Agaricomycetes; Gloeophyllales; Gloeophyllaceae. The coding region runs from base 341 to 2920 and encodes 859 amino acids. Gene Ontology annotation, molecular function: microtubule binding. The record is from RefSeq and is a predicted model, not a curated record. Gene Ontology annotation, biological process: mitotic spindle orientation checkpoint signaling; nuclear migration along microtubule; establishment of spindle localization. Gene Ontology annotation, cellular component: mating projection tip; cell cortex; spindle pole body. The transcript is spliced from 9 exons.
CGUCGUUCGUUGACGUCGACGCCCGUUCCGCCAUCGUCCUCUACGUCGUCUUAAGUGUGUCUGUCGUCGUCUGGGUUGACAGCGUCGUUCUUCUCGCUGGCACUGGCAGCGUUCAGCUCCGACCGGGUUCCGUCCCCUAUACCCUUCCCUGUUUAUCCUAAAUCUUUAUAUCCUUGGAUCAGUAUCUGCCGCCUAUCCGCUUCCUUCCCCUGGAUUUGGCUUACAGUUCCUUCUCGGUGUUUAGUCAGUCGUCUUGCAGUCGUAUUGCUCUCGUUUUCAGCAGUUUCUUCUCGUCACACCUCUUCUGCGUCCUGGAAGUCGACACAAAUCGUAGCUUAUAAUGGGAACGUCCGAAGCCUCGUCCUCGAGGCGUUCCAGUAUCAACGGUAAUCUUUCUCAAGACAGUCUCGAUGUGCCACUCUCCCCGUCGCCCUCGCCUUCUCCGUCCAGAUCCAGUGGUGGACUAUCAGCUGGGUCGUCGACUGUGUCGCUGAACGACGAAGAUGAUGAGAACGUCACCAUAACAUCUCCUCACAGGUUUGCCGUCCUGAAGGGCAAGCAGAAGAGCCAAGAGGAUCUGCAACAACUCGCCGUCUCGUCACGUAUCACAGAGUUGUCCUAUGGUAUCUCGGAUAUCCAGACUCGUAUAUUCGAGAUCCAAGAGCUUCGCCACCAGUCUCAGUCCUCCGGCGAUAUCUCCAGUUCGACAAGUAUCAUUGACCAGGCUCUGAUGAAUCUCGACGAGCGGGUCGAGGCCGUCUCCCAGGGCGUUCAAGCUGUCUCACAAGCACUGUCAUCUGAGAGGACGCCCACACAGUCGCAAACUGACACAGGACUUGCCGAUAGCGUGGAACAGAGCGCGCUUGCACGUAAGCACACGGCGUUGGUGUCGGAAUGGGAGGCGGUGCAGAGUGAGAUCGAUGUGCUGAGAGAGGAGCUGAAGGAGGAUAAGUGGUUGACGGUGUUCAGAACCGCCACGGAGCAGGCAGAGGGGAUGAUGACCAGUCUGGAGAAAGCGGUGAAUAGGUGCCAGAAUUUCGUGUGGCAAGUGCACCGGCAAGGUCCCGACGACGUCAUGUCACAGUCUUCGCAUACAUCGUCUCUCAAUUUCGAGACCUUCUCGCGUCUUCAAGAAGCGUUUGAGGCCAAGAAGAAGCAUUAUGUACCUGCCACAACGAAGGUUCUUUCCAUCAUCGACAAGGGGGUUCAAGAUCGAGUUACCAAGAACGGGGAAUGCUUACGGCGCCAUGCCGAAUGUACUCAAAGAUGGCGAAAUCUGCGGGAACGCAUCGCAAGGACGGAAACCGACAUGGACAACGUCCGGAAGAUGCUGUUGAGUAGCGACAUGGCACCGAGUGAGAGUGGGUCGAGUAACGCUUCGAAGAGUGGGUUCCUAGCUACCCCCCCGGAUCUGCCAUCGAAGCAUAGAGCACCCAGUGUCGCCAGUACUCUUUCAAGGUCUGUCUCGCCUAUCCGGAGGUUCGCGAAGAAGAUCACUGGAGGGCGUAGGACGCCUGCCCCUGCUCCGGCCCUUCUGAAGACGCCCUCGCAGGCCCCGAAACUAGGUUCUCGGGUGCCCUCGUCCGAGCCGGUGCCUACUCUGCGGAAGAAGCGGUCUUCACUAUUCCCGUUCAUGGGGUCUCAACCGCCCUCUCCCAUGUCCCCGGCGACGCCUGAUCGGUCUAAUCACAGGUAUAGCCAGAGCGUGACACCAGAGUCGUCCCCGAGCGGCAGGAAGUCGAGCUUGGCGUUACAGAGUCGUCCAGCUUGGAAUAGCUCGACAAAGGUGGAGUCGGACGAGAAAGUGCCGACGAUCAGGCCGAAACGAAUAUCAUCUGCUGGCCCCGGGUUGUAUAGUGCUGAUGCAAACGGAGUCUCGCCAUACAAGCGCAGUCUUUCACGGAGCUCUAUGGCUUCAUCCAGACCGUGGUCACCAGUCACGUCGUCUAUAUCGACAGCGGCAUCCUCGAAUCCGUCCAUUCCGCCAUUAUUCCGCCCGCCAUCCCGAUCACAGACCCCGGGCUUGCCUCGCUCGCGGCCCAAGACGCCCAGCUACAUCCCGGUGCCUAAGACACCCAGUCAUAUCCCAGUGCCAGUCAACAGGAUACAUCUCCGAUCACAGUCAGAGGUUGGUUGGCAUAAUGACUCGGAUGAGAGCCCCAGAUCCUUGAUGCGACGAGGUCUUUCACCGGGAGUAUCGACUUCCACCUCCAUCAGCAGCUUAUCCUACUCUGAGCGUUCCGAAACACCUAAUGGCACCGAUUCCCAAAUACCCCCACCAAGACCACCAAGUCGUUCUAUGAUACCAGUACCCAGUUUAUCUUUCUCUUCGCCUUCUCGACCUGGCUCGACGAUGUCUAAUUACCGGCCAGAGAGCUCCAUGUCAUUCCGAGCAUCCGCCAUGAGGGCGCAAACGCCCGAGUCGGCGUUGCGCCAGCGAGCGCAGCAGAUCCCCUUCUACCAAGCCCCUCGCGCCUCCGCAUCUACCCCUCGUCCGUCAGCGUUGGCCAAGAUGCCGCCAUCUAGUUUCAGAGAUGGCACCUCCCUGCGCGGCGCCCCAGCACGCCCUGGAUCCCGCGCAGGCGCUGCAACACCUAGUUUAGAUGGAAACCCAGUACAUGUGUAUGUACCUGCAAACCCGAAGGAUCCGCUGGACGCUGAAGUAGCAGCGGUCGUAAAUUCCAUUCCGCAUGGAUUACUUGUUGAGCGAGUCGAUCCUCCGUUGCGUACGAUACCGAAAGAGGGCGAGGAAGUCAGGGCGCAGUAUGCGUUCUCGAAUUCGCUCGCUAGGAAAGUCAUCAAUUGUCGCCUUACCGUUACCACACGCAAUGGCGUGCCGAACAAGAGGGUGAUGUGUCGUGUUGGUGGUGGUUGGCAGGACCUUCAGCUUUACAUGCUAAAUCGGCAAGCAGGGAUGUAAGAGCAUGUCGCUCGGCUGUGCAUGCACACGUUCUGGUCACGACGGAGAGUCCAAUUUACAACUUAAAGGACCGUGUAAAAUGUUACACGCACAUUCGUUUUGCUGUCCUAUCAUAUCGAUAGCGCUUAUGACCGAAUCCAUCUUGUAAUGGAUCAUGACACACCUAAUUAAUUCGAUGGCAUCUUGAGACAAGCUGUUUUCAGACCGUCCCCGCUCCACUUGGCGACCUCAAUGAGCAAGUUGCGUUUGUUGUGCGCUGCUGUUGCGGAGCGAAGCUCAUACAGCGUCGACAGAUUGAACAAGAAGGGCUCUGCAACUACGACAGUAGACGGCGAUGUGCUUAGUGCCUUCUCUAGUACGUCGAUACCCUCCUUGAUCAAACCCUGG